This is a messenger RNA of Medicago truncatula (barrel medic), 823 nucleotides long. RefSeq names its product SKP1-like protein 1B. NCBI's taxonomy places the organism in Eukaryota, Viridiplantae, Streptophyta, Magnoliopsida, Fabales, Fabaceae. Gene Ontology annotation, biological process: ubiquitin-dependent protein catabolic process. The record is from RefSeq and is a predicted model, not a curated record. The coding region runs from base 111 to 578 and encodes 155 amino acids. The transcript is spliced from 2 exons.
AUCGCACUUUUCGCAUUACCCAAUUUUCUUCUCUAACUAAAAUUAGGGUUAGCGAUUUCACAAACACCGUUUCCAAAUUCUCAUCCAAACCCUAAUCAAUCACGAUCACGAUGUCUUCAACAAGAAAGAUCACUCUCAAGAGUUCCGAUGGCGAGACCUUCGAGGUCGAUGAAGCUGUUGCUUUGGAAUCUCAGACGAUCAAGCAUAUGAUCGAAGAUGAUUGCGCUGACAGUGGAAUCCCUCUUCCCAACGUUACCAGUAAGAUCUUGGCGAAGGUGAUUGAGUAUUGCAAGAAGCAUGUUGAGGCUGCUGCUGCUGAAGAGAAGCCUUCUGAGGAUGAGAUUAAGAGCUGGGAUGGUGAGUUUGUUAAGGUUGACCAGGCUACGCUUUUCGAUCUCAUCUUGGCUGCUAACUACUUGAAUAUCAAGAGCUUGCUGGAUCUUACCUGCCAAACUGUUGCAGACAUGAUCAAGGGAAAAACACCAGAGGAGAUCCGCAAGACAUUCAACAUCAAGAAUGACUUCUCACCUGAGGAAGAGGAGGAAGUUCGUAGGGAAAACCAAUGGGCAUUUGAAUGAUGCUCUUCAACUAAAAUUUGCAUUGUGGAUUUAUGCUGUUUGUUUUAUUCAUCAAAGUUCCGCAAUGUAGAUCAAUGCUAUAUAUGCUAAGUACUUGUUUAUCUUCUGGAUUAUUUUGUGCUGAGUGUUGACUAUGUUUCACUGGACAGCGUUUAUCUUACUGCUUGAACUUAAGUGCGGUCUGAAAUGUAAGUAAUAGUAGUUGUUUAUGAUGAUUGAUGAGCUAAUGUGUUGGUUUGGCAUGA